Molecule: messenger RNA, 447 nt
Organism: Clonostachys byssicola
Lineage: Eukaryota; Fungi; Ascomycota; Sordariomycetes; Hypocreales; Bionectriaceae
Source: the annotation of a GenBank genome assembly
AUGCCGUCCCAACGACCCUUCUUCCUCGCCUCCGUCUUCGCUGCCCUGCGCCAGCAGGACCUCUCCAUCACCCAGCAGCCCAACAAGUACGCCACGCAAACCACCUCCUCCGCCGCCUCAUCAACGCCGGCCAACGCCACCGCUACAUCCACCACCGCCGGCAGGACCGCAAAUGCCAGUAACAACGCCGCCUCGGGAAGCAAUACCGCCGCCGACGCACAAGGCCAGGCGCAGACCGCCACCCGCUCGGCCAACAUCCCCAUCCAGUACCCCUCCCGCCGCCGCGGCAGCGACAGCAGCAGCGAAGGGUUCAGGGACGUCAUCGGCGCCGACAAGUGGUACAUCGGCGGGAGGACCGCCGGCGGCGAGGAGAGGUUCUUCAAGCUCGGCGUCGUGAGGCGCGUGCGCAGCAACGACGGGCUGAGUCUAGAUCGGCUCAGCUUGUGA